AUGAUUUUCCAUAAACUUCUUCCGUUUCUAACCCUCUUAUUAUACCUUGCAGUGGUGCAAGCACAAGCAAAAUGCUCGGCUAAAGUACCAUGCAAAGUUGGCUGUUGUAGUAAAUACGGAAACUGUGGCUUUGGCCCUGACUUUUGCGGCACUGGGUGCUUAAACAAUUGCAAUGCCAAAGCAGAAUGCGGAAAGGAUGCACCAGCUGGCAAAAAGAACUGCCCUCUUAACGUUUGCUGUUCAAAAUACGGAUUCUGUGGUCUCACCAAAGAUUUUUGCAGCAAAUCUGCAGGCUGUCAAAGCAACUGCAGUACUCCAGCACCAAAAUGCGCAGCAAACGCUCUCGGACUGAGAAGGGUUGGGUACUACGAAUCAUGGGCAACCACCCGAAGAUGUGCGGCUGUUCCACCUGCGAAAAUUCGGACGACAGGCCUCACACAUCUCAUAUAUUCUUUCGCUUCUAUUGAUCCACAUAGUUUCCAAAUUGCACCAACGAGUACACUAGACGCUCAACUUUUUGGGGACGUGACAGCCCUGAAAAAGACUUCACCGACCCUCAAAGUUUUCAUUGCAGUAGGCGGUUGGGCAUUUAAUGAUCCCGGCCCUACUAGAGAAACCUUCUCGAAGAUGGUGUCCACGGCUAGAACCAGAAAAAUAUUCGUCGAUAGUGUCGUGUUAUUUAUUAAGUCAUAUGGUUUCGACGGUAUAGAUAUCGACUGGGAGUAUCCUGGCGCAUUGGACCGAGGUGGCAAGCCAGCGGAUACCGAGAACUAUGUACUGCUCGUGCGCGAAAUGAGACAAGCGUUCACAGCAGAAGCAAAAGGAUGGGGUAUCUCAAUCGCAAUACCGGCGUCCUAUUGGUACCUUCAGCACUUUAAUCUUUCCGCUAUGGCGAGAUAUAUCGAUUGGUUUAAUCUCAUGUCCUAUGAUUUCGUCGGGGCAUGGGAUGCGACAAAUAAAUGGACUGGUCCCUACGUCGGAGCACAUACAAACUUAACCAUGACACAGCAAGCCCUGGACCUAAUGUGGAGGAGUAAGAUAAGCGGCUCUAAAAUAAAUAUGGGAUUAGGAUUUUACGGCCGAUCAUUCACUCUGAAGAGCAAAGCCUGUACUAAACCGGGUUGUCAGUUCUCCAAAGCUGGGAAACCAGGCCGAUGUAGCGCCGCAGCCGGAAUCUUGAUGAACAUCGAGAUCCAAGAUAUUCAAAAGAAGAAAAAAACCAAACCGGUUUUCGAUAAAGUCGCUGGAGUUAAGUAUAUGAGCUGGGACGAUCAGUGGGUAUCGUUUGAUGAUGCCGAGAGUAUAGCCUUCAAGAGGCAUUGGGCCGGUACAAAGUGCCUCGGUGGCUUGAUGAUAUGGGCUCUUGACCAUGAUACGCUAGAUAACGUUGGCUUAGCUGCUGCCGUUGGCGUCACUCCCGCAAAGUUUGUGGCGAUGGCCGCAACGCAGGAACGACCUCCUCGCACAAACUGCUAUAUCGCUUUCUGUGGAGAUAAAUGUGUAGCUGGAUACUCCGUUUUUGGAUAUGGAUCCGGUAGUUUUAGCUCUACCGAUGCUUUGGGCCUACGGGGCUCUUGUGAUGGCGGCAAGUUCUCGAGCAUCUGCUGCCCCUCCAACAGUAUGACAAAAAAUCCAUUGGAUACAUGUCGAUGGGUUGGAGAUGAAGGUUUAGUGAGCGUCGUUGGCCCCGGGCCAAGUCGGAAGCGGGCUGGUCCUGCAGCACCAGGUCUUUGCAGAGUCGGCUGUCCCGCCGGGAUGACCCAAAUAGCUCAGAACACAGUGACUUCCCAGCGCAGAGUCACAAGGUUUGAUGAGCAGUGGACUUACGGGUACUGCUUAGAGGGAUAUGCUAGUUACUGCUGUCCAGACUUUACGGUCGAUGCGAAGAAGUCGCCCCCGCUUCUAUUCUAUGAAGACAGAACGUCACUGCGAAAGAGGGGUUUAGAAUUUCUACUAGCACCUCUUUUCGGCUAUGGAAUUAUGUUCAAAGAGCUAUACAUCGACCCGGAGCCUGUUUUCAAGCCUUUGAAAAUCGGGAUAGAUAUUGGCGGGAAGGAGGUGGCAGGCUUCCCUGCGCUCCCGACAGAUGAGAGACCCUGGGAUGAGUUCGCACCUGAUCCCAAAGACGCCCCAGGUAGUAGUAGUAGCGAGCAAGACAGGGAUAGCACCGGUGACUAUAGCCCGCCGGAGUCGGAGUCAGACUCCGAGGAUGAAUCAGAUCCUAAUUGGGUUGCUUACCACGUGCGGGAUACAGUAGCUGGACGAACAUACGGGGGCCAUGUCGCCGUUGCAUCUCGAAGGCUUAUCACCACCAAAGACUUGACUUAUAUUUGUACCUAUACGCACUUUCCCCAGGUUUGCGAGAACAUAAGAAGCGCAAUACUGGUUCGAGGAGCGCCCGGCGUUGUAAACUACCUUCAUAAUCUGGGAUCACGGGUCGUUCCGAGGAACUGGGCUCGCCAGCACGGAGCGCGAAACAGCCCCCAACCGAACCAGCACCCCAACCCAUGGCUGGUUUAUACGAUUCGUCCACAGCGCAAUACCAGAAUAGGGGCUAACGGUGCAGUGGUAAUACGCACAACUUUCCCUUAUUUUCCAACAUGUGAGGUUGACGAGUAUCCGUUUCACUCCACUUCUCAAAACAAUGGCCCAAUCGUCAUCGGGCGCUUAGUUCCGAAAGAGCAGAACCAGGCCCAAGGUCAAGACUGGCGGAAUUUUCUCAUAGCAAAUAGAGUUUCUCCUGUGGAUCGUAUCACCAUCACCUGGCUGCUCCCUCGUUCGAAACUCAACCCUUACCCUUGGCACUCACGCUACGAUCUGGGGCAAAACGGUGGUUGUUUUCCAGCAAAAAAUCAUGAUCCGAACAGCAGGAUCUUCGAUCCUGUAUUUGCUGUCAUGACGGAUGACCCGUUCGUAGCCUCUGUCGACCAGAAACUAAAUUUUGUGGGUGGUUACCAUAACACGUAUCCUUCCCAAGGCCUCGCCAUCGUACCAACACCCACGGACUUGAACUUCCUCCAUCUUGGACGGCGAGAUAUGACGUCCAGUUCUCCCCCAAUACCCGUACAGACCAGAAAUUUACUACACAGGCGGAAUCCGUCACAUGAAGUAGAAGGGCAGCCAGUUAUGCUGGAGCCUACACGGAGGAUUGUCACUGUGCCCGUGAUCAGCCCUACUAGCCAACCAACGAAUUGA
Molecule: messenger RNA, 3195 nt
Organism: Orbilia oligospora ATCC 24927
Lineage: Eukaryota; Fungi; Ascomycota; Orbiliomycetes; Orbiliales; Orbiliaceae
Exons: 13
Coding region: 1-3195 (1064 amino acids)
Biological process (GO): carbohydrate metabolic process
Molecular function (GO): hydrolase activity, hydrolyzing O-glycosyl compounds; chitin binding
Source: RefSeq, a predicted model, not a curated record